This is a messenger RNA of Oryza sativa Japonica Group (Japanese rice), 2292 nucleotides long. The record is from RefSeq and is a predicted model, not a curated record. NCBI's taxonomy places the organism in Eukaryota, Viridiplantae, Streptophyta, Magnoliopsida, Poales, Poaceae.
AUGCGUGUUGAUGCAGCGGAGGAGAAUGAGGCGGUAGUGGAUCAGAUGGAAGUGGAAAACGAGGAAUACAUUGCGCUUGUAGUGGAAGGAGAAGAUACAACACUGUGGGACAACGAAACUUACAUACCCGAUAAUUGGACGACCAUAUCAAUGAGUCGUAUGAAGGUAAACGAUGGUUUAGAUGCCCACUGGUGUUAUGAUAGUAAGCAGGUGAAAGUUGGACAGAUGUUUCAUGACAAAGGUCACUUACAAGAUGCGGUGAAGAGGUGGGCAUUUGUCCAGAAGCGUAUGGCUGAUCAAAAUGAUGGGCAGCUGAUAGACAAGGAGAUCGAUAGGAACCAUCGAUCGCGACGUCUUAGUACAGGAACUUUCUGCAAUGUGCUAAAGAUGCGAGGACCGGAUCAAUAUUGGCGUAUUGAUCCUCGUUGGGUUCCAAGGCUGAGAGCAGCUGGGUUGUUGACGUUUGCACGGUUGGUCGAGCCUUCACGUGCAAGGUCCGAACGAAUCCACAUUGACGCGGCGCUUAUGAGUGCUCUUGUCGAUAGAUGGAGGCCUGAGACCCACACUUUCCACCUCACAGUUGGAGAGAUGGUGCCCACUCUGCAGGAUGUGUCUUAUUUGUUGGGGCUGCCGAUAGCUGGGCCAGCAGUUGGCCCAACAAUGGUGAAUGCUGGAUGGGCGGAUGACCUUCUGGCCAGUUUUGGUGGUGUGCUGCCUGUUGCACUGGAGGAUCUCACAGAUGGGCACGGGCCUACGAAAAGUUGGUUGAAUCAGUUUCGACAGGAUGUCUUCCCUGAUGACCAGGAGGAGUGGAUCGUGCAGCGGCACUUAGUCGCUUACCUGUUGUGGUUGUUUGGAUGGGUGAUGUUCACGGGAACUCACGCUGACUCCGUGGACAAGCACUUCAUCCACUUUGCGGAGCAGAUUGCAGAGUUACCUAUCGCGGAGAUUCCACAGUACAGUUGGGGGUCGGCGGUACUUGCGGCGACAUAUGCCGGACUGUGUGAUGCUUGCGUGAGGAACAGCAAGCAAAGUUCACUCCCUGGAUGCUCGUUGCUACUUAUGUUGUGGGCGCACGAGCGCUUCGACAUUGGGAGGCCUCAGCUUGACUCGUACGCAAACUACGGUUUGCGAGAGAUGUACAGGUCUGGUGUUGAUGACAUCGACGAUCGUCCCACUAUGGGAUCCUUGUGGACACACCGUGAGCCGCAGUGGGUUAGCGGGACGACACGUCGUGUCUACACUCAGUUUGUAGCUGACUUUGAUCAGCUUACGCCUGACCGUGUUCGGUGGACUCCCUACACUCAGCACGAUGUCAAUGAUCGUGCACCGCACGGUCUCGCGGAUCUUUGCACGCGAGAUAUGCAACUCUGGAGGACGACUUGUCACCUCGUGGUGGACGUGCACGUCGAGCCACACAAUGUCCACAGGGUUCUCAAACAGUUGGGCAUGUAUCAGGACUUCCCUCCGAGAGAUGGUCGUCCUUUGGCUGAUAGUCUUCAUAGGUACUCCAGAAAGGGGCUCGGGCUUUCCUACGAGCUAGUUAUUGUGACCACAGUUCAGCUGACGGUACAAGAGUGGGAGCACGCAGCUGAUAACUUGGCACUUCAGACACCUCCAGACGAUGGGAGUUAUUAUGGAGCUUACCUUCGUUGGUACCGCAGUGUUACACGAUGGAGGUGUUUUCCUCCACAAGGAGAUAGCACCGUCCCCCACCAGGCAGCGAUUACUGACACGUUUGCCCCUCAGCCUAGAUCAGCUUACAACUCAAUGGCGGAAUUUGUUGAGCACGUUCACGUGGAGUCCGACACCCUGCUGCAAAGACUAGAGGCGAGACCUCCAGUCGUCAGGUCUGACGACGUGGGAGCAUCUGGGUCGGCACACUUCCCUUACAUGCCAACGGGGGACAACGUGUUGAACACACCAGCAUGGGGACUUCAUAUCACUCCGCGUGCGCCAGAGCAGGGCCACACACAGCACACAUACGAUGAGUACGGUUCGGCGUCGACGCAUCACGGAGUGCCUGCUUACUCCCCUCGCACAGCAUUCAUUGAGGACUUCUUUUCCACUGAUCCUCCCCAGGGGGAAGUAGGGAUGGAUUACUGGCACGCAGCACCUCAGGUCACACAGCCGACGCAGGAGACGGAGGCCGGUCAGGGGCCAGACGUGACACCACAGCAGGCAGCUAGAGAUAGGCACCCCCCUGAUAAUUUGACAUAUCCCACUGAGCAGAUUAGGCGUAGGAAGAAGGGAGGACCUAGCAAGCGUGCGAAGGGCACUGAUCGUCCUUGA